This is a messenger RNA of Harpegnathos saltator (Jerdon's jumping ant), 3062 nucleotides long. Its product is annotated as COUP transcription factor 2. The record is from RefSeq and is a predicted model, not a curated record. The transcript has 3 exons. NCBI's taxonomy places the organism in Eukaryota, Metazoa, Arthropoda, Insecta, Hymenoptera, Formicidae. Bases 1671 to 2774 code for a protein of 367 amino acids. Gene Ontology annotation, molecular function: zinc ion binding; sequence-specific DNA binding; DNA-binding transcription factor activity. Gene Ontology annotation, biological process: regulation of DNA-templated transcription.
CUGCGAGCGCGCGACGGAGGGACGACAUUAUCACCACCACUACCAUCACUACCACUACCACCACCACUACCACCUCCUCCACCUCCACGGCAACCUCCACCUCUACGCAUACACCACCGCGCGCAAAACGCAUCCGGAGGAGUAUACGCGCGCGAGCGCACUCACGAGCGCACGAGUACACACAGGCUCGCGCAAACGCGAGUGUCGCGGUCGGUCUCGCAUCGGUCCACGGUCCACGAUAUAUCGACUACGUACGCGUGAACUCUCGAGCACGUUACUCACAUACGAACGCAGGCCACACGAGCACGAGUGGUCCUGCUUUCGCGAGACACGCUCUGAUACGCGCCAAAGCCCGAGACGACACGCGGUACCGAGGAACACGCGACUGUUCCCAACUAUUACGGGUUCAUCGUCGGGACCUGUACCGCCUUCCUCCCUCUGCGCCCGCUGAGUCGUGUGUCACCGCCCUGACGUUCGAAGGGUUGACGACCGUUGCCGGGAGAUAGAUCGGUGUCGGUGUGGGUGUCGGUGUCUUAGCGCGCGAGACCUUUCUCCUCCGGGAGAUCGCGAGGUGCACGUGGAAAAGUGAAAAGUGGCCCAAAGUGCGUGACCGGGGUGUGACGGCUGUCACAGUUUUCACAUCGUCGUAUCGUUCGCGGUGCCGCGGUUCACGCGGAUUUAUCGGCAAUUGCGCAGCGAAAUGACGUGCUUGUGGUCGCGCGAGCAAUUCGCAAGCGAUAACGAAGUCGAUCGGAGCUGUGGGAUCUUUCAUAUGGGCGGGCUACCUCAGUAGGGACUGAAGGACCAUCGGGAUUAAUGACUGUGAUUCUCUUCCCAAAGGAUCUCGACGACCGUUAGCUUGCCGUCGACAGUUGAUCCUAAUUCGAGUAUCGAUCGAAGAACCCAUCCCACGUAUCGAGAUUGGGAGAACCCAAAUCGGGAGGAUGAUCGAGAGUAGGACCUUGGGGAAGUCACACAGUGCGUGUUGAGCAGUGAAAUCGCGACACUCUUGACAGCUUCCGCGAGUGUGCACGUGUACCGCUUCGAGCAGUGACUGGGAAACCUGGCGUGUGGUCGGUCCACUCUCUCGCGGAUUCCCCGCAAGUAUGAUACGUAUUGCCUGGCCGUCGCGCGAUCUAUCUCGCGGGCGUGCGUUUCCGUCGAGCGAAAACUUCAGGACAGUGAAGAAGUGAGUGCCGAGGCGCGCGUGACUCGACGUGUCUCGCUGCCAGAACGAAAGUGAAGGGAGUGUGAGUGUGAAAUCAGCGCGCAAAAUCGCCGACAGAGAGGGUGACAUCCCACAAACCCUUAUAUAUUAGGGUCCCACCCGAUCUAAACCCACCUAAUCUUCCGGACCAAGAGGUCUUCGGUUGCCAUCAAUUCGAGACAUCAAUUAGAGACACCCCCAACCCGCGCACGGUUGUCUCGAGCGUGCCAACCCGUAGACUACAGUCGGUCCCCCGUCUUCGUCGGUCGCGUCUCGCGGAUAGAAAACCGGCAGGGUGGUUCGAGGUGGGACGGGAGGCGCGGACGCCCUGGCGACUGCCGGGGUGGUUUACCCGGCCGCGACGGCGACGUUGUUCCCUGGCCGGGUGCCAGCCGGACACCACCACCCCGAGUUCACCACCACGUUGGAGCUGGGGUUCCCGGCGCGCGGCACCACCGCCUCGAUGGCGUUGGUCGCGCCGCCGCCGCCCUCAUGGGCCUCGCGGGACCCCGCGGCCGCCUUGGGCGCAGCCGGCGGGGGCGGCGGCGGGCCCAUACAGGUCGGCCCGCCGCCACCGAUGCCACCCGCGCAUCUCACACCCUCGGCUACGCCGGAAGACAUCACCUGCCUGGUGCCAGCCGGCUCGGUGCUGACGUCGAGGGACCCUCUGCCGCCCAGCACCACCCCCGGCAGCCAGGCCAACAGCUCGCAAUCCGGCAGCUCGCAGACCGACAAAUCGCCGAAUAUCGAGUGCGUCGUCUGCGGGGACAAGAGCAGCGGCAAGCAUUACGGACAGUUUACCUGCGAAGGUUGCAAGAGCUUCUUCAAGAGAAGCGUCAGGCGGAACCUGACGUACUCGUGUCGGGGGAACAGGAACUGUCCCAUCGACCAGCAUCAUAGGAACCAGUGCCAGUUUUGCCGCUUGAAGAAGUGCCUGAAGAUGGGCAUGCGCCGGGAAGGUAUGCAUUCGGUGCAGAGGGGGCGGGUGCCAGCGUCGCAACCCCAGCUGUCGGGUCUGCCGGGCCAGUUCACCCUCACGAACGGGGACGCGGUCGCGUGUGCCAACCUAAAUGGACACUCUUACCUCUCGUCGUACAUAAGCCUGCUCCUCAGGGCGGAGCCGUACCCGACCACGAGAUACGGCCAGUGCAUACAGCCCAGCAGCAACAUCAUGGGCAUCGACAACAUGUGCGAGCUCGCCGCGAGGUUGCUCUUCUCGGCGGUCGAGUGGGCCCGCAACAUCCCGUUCUUCCCGGAUCUCCAGGUGACGGACCAGGUCGCGCUGCUCAGGCUAGUGUGGAGCGAGCUGUUCGUCCUGAACGCGAGCCAGUGCUCGAUGCCCCUCCACGUAGCGCCGCUGAUCGCAGCGGCGGGCCUGCACGCCACCCCGAUGGCGGCGGACCGCGUGGUCGCCUUCAUGGACCACAUCAGGAUCUUCCAGGAACAAGUGGAGAAGCUCAAGGCGCUCCACGUCGACACCGCGGAGUACAGCUGCCUCAAAGCCAUCGUCCUCUUCACCACAGGUAAGGCCGUCAAAGAUUCUCCGCCGAUCGCCCACCUUCACUGAAUCUGAUGCUGGCAGAUACACUUCCCUGCGACUUUCAAAACACCGCGGCCUGACAGGAACGCUUCUUUCACGCCCAGUGAGAGAACUUGCCUCUGGAAAGUUCCCAGGACUCUAGUUCUCUCAUUGGACAUCUGCUGCGCGAGUUCCCCGAGUUGUAUCCGAGAAAAGCCAGUUCGAGCCCAGCGUGCAGCCGACGUGACGCUUGAUGAACGACGGAGGAGCCCGCGGGGGUUGGAACCUUCGGAAUGAUUUUUGCAUAUGGGCUACACGUGUGGAGCAAUGAGGUGA